Molecule: messenger RNA, 5092 nt
Organism: Clarias gariepinus (North African catfish)
Lineage: Eukaryota; Metazoa; Chordata; Actinopteri; Siluriformes; Clariidae
Gene: erc1b
Product: ELKS/RAB6-interacting/CAST family member 1b
Exons: 19
Coding region: 414-3752 (1112 amino acids)
Biological process (GO): maintenance of presynaptic active zone structure; neuromuscular synaptic transmission; regulation of synaptic plasticity
Cellular component (GO): cytoskeleton of presynaptic active zone
Molecular function (GO): structural constituent of presynaptic active zone
Source: RefSeq, a predicted model, not a curated record
CCCGAGAGAGAGAGACACACACACACAUAUACAGAGGUAAGGGAAAGAGAAAAAGGAGGAAUAACUAGUUGCAAAGAGGACAUUUUCUGCCUUUAACGGGUCUGGAAGUCAUAACGGUGCGCCUGGGAGACAGGAAUUAGGGCUGAAGUUAUCUCAAACCGGUUAAACUGGAUCUCAGAGACGGUCACCGUGUUAUAUAAUCCCGGGUGAAAGUGCCAGUUAACAGACUCUGUGGAGUGCAGAGCCGAGGCAGAGCCGCGUCGUCAUAUCCACUCACUCAGACAUUUCAAACAUGAGGCAUUUGUUCCUGUUGUGGAGUUAAGCGAAGCUGCCAGGUCUGAGCAGGAUCCACCCGAGCCAGCCGUCUGCGAUAUUUACACAGGUUUCUCGUCCUUACUCGAAGCCGAGCCACGAUGUACGGUAGCGCCCGCUCGGUGGGUAAACCGGAGGGCAAUCAGAGCCCCGGACGCUCCCCGCGCCUGCCCCGCUCCCCUCGCUUGGGCCACCGGCGCAACAACAGCACGGGAGGCAGCGGUGGUAAAACGCUCUCCAUGGAGAACAUCCAGUCUCUCAACGCUGCCUACGCCACCUCCGGCCCCACGUACCUGAGUGACAACGACGCGACCGCGCCUUCCUCCAUCUCGAUCUCGGACAUGCCGAAGAGCACCAUGACCCUGGGCCGCUCGGGCACCCGGCUGCCCUACGGCACGCGUGCCACGGUGAUGGGCAGCAGCCCCAACAUCGCCAGCGACUCCAUCGCCUUCGGGGAUCACCACGUGCCUGCAGCCAUGGCGUCCACCGUGCCGCACUCGCUGCGCCAGGCCCGCGACAACACUAUCAUGGACCUGCAAGCGCAGCUGAAAGAGGUUUUGCGCGAGAACGAGCUCCUGCGCAAGGAGGUGGACGUCAAGGAGAGCAAGCUCAGCUCGUCCAUGAACUCCAUCAAGACGUUCUGGAGCCCAGAGCUGAAGAAAGAGCGCGCCCUGCGCAAGGACGAGGUCUCAAAGAUAGCCGUGUGGAAGGAGCAGUACCGCGUGAUGCAGGAUGAGACGCAGCACCUCCAGAUGACCAUCCAGGCUCUCCAGGACGAGCUCCGGAUCCAGCGCGACCUCAACCAGCUGUUCCAGCAGGACUGCAGCGGGUCGCGGCCGGGCGAGCCGUUCUCGGCCGAGCUUACCGAGGAGAACUUCCACCGGCUGCAUGGCGAGCAUGAGAGGCAAGCCAAAGAGCUGUUUCUCCUGAGGAAGACCCUGGAGGAGAUGGAGCUGCGCAUCGACACGCAGAAACAGACGCUGAACGCGCGGGACGAGUCCAUCAAGAAGCUGCUGGAGAUGCUGCAAAGCAAAGGACUGUCGGCUAAAGUCAGCGAGGAGGAGCACGAGCGCACGCGGCGCCUCGCCGAGGCCGAGAUGCACAUCCACCAUCUGGAGAGCCUGCUGGAGCAGAGGGACAAGGAGACGAGCGCACUCAGAGAGGACGUCCAUCGACGCUACGAGGGAGCGCCUGAUUCUGCCAAGACCAAAGCCCUGCAAACCGUCAUCGAGAUGAAGGACUCGAAGAUCAGCUCCCUGGAGCGCAGUCUGAGGGACCUGGAGGAGGAGGUUCAGAUGCUCAAGUCUAAUGGAGCUCUGAGCACGGAGGAGCGUGAGGAGGAGAUGAAGCAGAUGGAGGUCUAUCGCAGUCACUCCAAGUUCAUGAAGAACAAGGUAGAGCAGCUGAAGGAGGAACUGUCUCACAGCGAGGCCAAGGCCGAGGACCUGCGAAAGCGAACGGCUGAGCUGCAGCGGGAGCUCUCUGCAAUCGACCAGGUGAAGCAGGACCUCUCCAGGAAGGACACAGAGCUCCUGGGCCUGCAGACCAAACUCGAGACGCUCACCAACCAGUUCUCAGACAGCAAGCAGCAUGUCGACGUCCUCAAAGAGUCUCUCACUGCCAAAGAACAGCGAGCUGCCAUUCUACAGACCGAGGUGGACGCCCUGCGUCUGCGGCUGGAGGAAAAGGAAGCCAUGCUGAAUAAGAAGACGAAGCAGAUCCAGGAGAUGUCCGAGGAGAAAGGCACACUCGGUGGAGAAAUCCACGACCUCAAAGACAUGCUCGAUGUCAAAGAGCGCAAAGUUACCGUGCUCCAGAAAAAGAUCGAAAACCUGCAGGAGCAGCUGAGAGAUAAGGAGAAGCAGAUGAGUAGCCUGAAAGAGAGGGUCAAAUCCCUGCAGGCCGACACCUCCAACACAGAUACAGCUCUCACUACGCUCGAAGAGGCGCUGGCUGAGAAGGAGAGAAUUAUUGAGCGUCUGAAGGAGCAGAGGGACCGAGAUGAGAGGGAGAAGACAGAAGAGCUGGAAACCAGCAGGAAAGAACUGAAGGAGCUGAAGGAGAAAGUCAACCUGCUGCAGGGAGACCUAUCUGACCGUGAGACAUCUUUGUUGGAUCUGAAGGAGCACGCCUCAUCCCUGGCCUCAUCGGGUUUGAAGAAAGACUCCAAGCUCAAGAGCCUGGAGAUUGCACUUGAGCAGAAAAAAGAGGAGUGUAUCAAGCUGGAGAGUCAGCUCAAGAAGGCUCAGACGGCGGCUGCAGAGGCUCAGGCCAACACGGAGCUGUCGGAGCGCAUCAGCGGCCUGGAGCAGGAGGUGAUCCGCCACAGGGAGGAUGCUGGGAAAGCCCAGGCCGAAGUGGAUCGUCUACUGGAGAUCCUCAGAGAGAUGGAGAACGAGAAAAACGACAAAGACCGCAAGAUCAUCGAACUCGAGAGGCAGAUGAAGGACCAGAGCAAGAAGGUGGCCACUCUGAAACACAAGGAGCAAGUGGAGAAGAACAGGAACGCCCAGCUGAUGGAAGAGGCCCGAAAGCGAGAGGACAACAUCACCGAAAGCUCUCAGCAGGUCAAGGACUCGCUGAAGCAGAAAGACGAGCGAAUCGAGGAACUGGAAGAGGCGCUACGUGAGAGUGUCCAGAUCACUGCGGAAAGAGAGAUGGUGCUGGCUCAAGAGGAAGCCGCGCGCACACAUGCAGAGAAGCAGAUGGAGGAGCUGCUAGGAGCGAUGGAGAAAGUGAAGCAGGAGCUGGAGUCCAUGAAAGCCAAGCUUUCGUCCACGCAGCAGUCCCUGGCGGAGAAGGAGGCCCACCUGACCACACUGAGAGCCGAGCGCAGGAAGCACCUGGAGGAGGUUCUGGAGAUGAAACAGGAGGCGCUACUGGCGGCCAUCAGCGAGAAGGACGCCAACAUCGCCCUCCUGGAGCUGUCCUCCUCUAAAAAGAAGAAGACUCAGGAUGAAGUGGCUCUGCUGAAGAGGGAGAAAGACCGACUGGUGCAUCAGCUCAAACAGCAGACGCAGAACCGGAUGAAACUGAUGGCCGAUAAUUACGAGGACGACCACCUGAAAGCUUCUUCAAAUUCAGAUCAGAGUAAUCACAAACCCUCUCCAGAUCAGAUUAUUCCCCCGCUCAUAGACCUCAAUCAGAACCGCAGCAAGCUGAAAUUGUACAUUGGCCACCUCACAGCCCUUUGUCAUGAGAGAGACCCUCAGAUCUUGCAGGACCUGGCUCCACCCUCAGCUUACCACCGCAGCCAGAGGGACGCCUGGGAGGAGGAGCUACAGAAGAUGAGCAUGGAGGAGCUGGAGUCGGAGCUGGAGCAGUGCGAGCGAGAGAGCGCCGAGCUGCAGGAGUACGCCAACUCGGUCCUGCAGCAGAUCGCAGACCACUGCCCCGACAUCCUGGAGCAGGUCGUGAACGCACUGGAGGAGUCCUGCUGAACGCGCCACACACUCUUCCACUUUUUUUUUCUUUUCUUUUUUUUUUUAUUGGGAAAUCCAGACCUGCGUCCGGCCUCCUGUCUCCCAGCUUACGAGCUCAAGGACACCAGCGUGCGUGUUAGACCCACACUCCCAGGCACCGGACAGGAAGGACAGGAAGGAGCCGGGGGUGUAAAUUGGGACGAGCAUCAGCAACAUCAGCUCGGGGCACGAGCAGAACGAGCCUCGCGGGGGUCAUUCCUGCAUCUGUCUUCUCCCUGACUCUGUGUCUCAUCACCUACCUAUCCUCCCUUCUGCUGGUUUACUGCUUCAGGUCCCUGAUGUUUACAGCUCGCUCAAAUACACACGUGUACACACACACUGAGAUGAAGCACUGAAGUGCAGUAUUAAAGAAGAAGUCCAUUAAGUGCAUCAAGUCUGAGGGAAACCAAAACAUCUUACCCUUAACAUGUGCUCAUGUCUGAAGAGUCUCUCUCUCUCGUUUUCACUGUCAGUCCAUAAAUCUGCUCCCUGACCGUCUCCAGAUGCAAAAAAAAAAAACGUCCUUGUUUCUUUUUCUUUGUUGCUCAUAUUGAGUGAGUCAAAUGAUUUCACUCCAGAGUCAUUAGCUGUCUACCGAAACAAAUCCCCCCAUACAGCACCGUAGGUCAAUCCAUAACCCUGUUACUACCCAGAAUUCACUUCAGACUUGCGUUUAAUAUGCUGCCAGAAUCGCCUGGGAGAGCGCGGAGAGAACGUUUGAUAUAUUCUUUGCUUUUUUUUCUUAGGCUUAUUUCCGUUACUGUUUGUUCGUCUGAGUCAUUAAAGGAAAUUAGAAAACGUAUAGUUAUUGGCAGGAUUGUUAUUCGUACUUCCCGACAGAUGAUUUGUAUUACAGAGACGUGUAUAUGAAAAUAUGCACUACAUAUAUAAAAAAAAUAUAUAUAUAUAUAGGAAAUCUAGGAUCAGGACAGUAGGUAUGUUUUAUAUAAAGUACAUAGUGGCCUGAAUUACUUCAACUGAGCGACUGUUACUUUUUCUUCCCCUCCUUUUCUCAGUUUAAUGAUGAGUUCUCCUGCCGCUCUCCGUUAUCUCUCUCUCUCUGUCUCUCUGUCUGUCUCUCCCACUCCCGAGCCCCUCGUCCCCACACCUCGCCAAGGUGAAUCCGCUCACCGUUUAUGACUAUAUGAGCCUCUAUAUCUCCGGGCCAAGGGUGUCCAAGAAAUCAGGGUCAACUCCAUCAUAAAUAUUGCCUCACCAAUUAUACGCGGAUUUGCUUUAAAGUCCAGAGUUGAUUCUCCCCGUGGACGUGGAUGACACUAGGCGUAACUCGCACUCUGAUCUUCUUCUUCUUCUUCUUC